UCGCAGGCCCUCAGCUUUCUCCAGUUCCCUCUCUCAGAUUCCCCAAUUUCCAUAGCUUUCAAGCUUUUCUUCUUACACUCGCAUCUCUCCACUUCAAUGGCUACUAAUGCUGGAAAUGGAUCUUCGCACGAUCCCACGAGCUCGAACGAGGCGGAGAAGCCUCCAAUUGAGCCCAUAAGAAUGCCUACUGUCGAAGAGAUUCGCGGCCAAGAUAUUUGGAACAACUGUGCAGUUCGCAGUGUCGUUAGUGGAGUCAUGGGCGGUGGGCUUGGAUUGUUCAUGGGUUUAUUUUUGGGAGCAUUGGAUAACCCAUUGAUGCAAGAAGAGAUGACUGCUAAACAACAAUUUAUUUUUACUGCAAAACAGAUGGGACGGCGUAGUUGGGGUUCUGCUAAAGCGUUUGCAGUCAUGGGCUUUAUUUUCUCAGCAGCAGAAUGCGUUGUAGAAAAGGCUCGAGCGAAACAUGAUACAACUAAUACAGUAGUUGCUGGGUGUGUAACCGGUGGUUCAAUAUCAGCUAAAGGUGGUCCAAAGGCAGCUUGUGCCGGUUGUGCUGGUUUUGCAGCAUUUUCAGUGUUGAUAGAGAAGUUUUUGGACAGACACAGUUGAGAGCUGCGUUUUGUGCUCACAAUUUUGUGAUAGCAAAAAAAGAAAAAAAGAAGAUCAAUGGUAGAGAAAUAAUAGGCUUAGCUUGCAAUGUAACCAUUCUUUUCAUCAUAUAAACCUGAAACUCCCAUCUUGAUUUGGGAUGUACUUGAGAAUAUUUUCCCCUUUGUUUCAGUAACAUUAUUCACAAUUCCAUUUGGUUGGAAGAUAGUUUCAUUUAUACAGAGAGGAAAUUGAGGCAUUUGUUGCAUUGCUGCUU
Molecule: messenger RNA, 865 nt
Organism: Momordica charantia (bitter melon)
Lineage: Eukaryota; Viridiplantae; Streptophyta; Magnoliopsida; Cucurbitales; Cucurbitaceae
Product: Mitochondrial import inner membrane translocase subunit Tim17/Tim22/Tim23 family protein
Biological process (GO): protein insertion into mitochondrial inner membrane
Cellular component (GO): TIM22 mitochondrial import inner membrane insertion complex
Molecular function (GO): transmembrane protein transporter activity
Source: RefSeq, a predicted model, not a curated record